Molecule: messenger RNA, 1684 nt
Organism: Pyrus x bretschneideri (Chinese white pear)
Lineage: Eukaryota; Viridiplantae; Streptophyta; Magnoliopsida; Rosales; Rosaceae
Product: WD repeat-containing protein 55-like
Exons: 16
Coding region: 348-1439 (363 amino acids)
Molecular function (GO): protein binding
Source: RefSeq, a predicted model, not a curated record
CGUUGUGUACCUUCGCUAAGUCCCCUCAAAACCCCUCCGCCUCUUCCUCUGUUGGCUGCCGCUGCACCUCUUCCUCCUUCUCCUCCUCCUCCUCAUUAUUCUCUCUCUCCGUCGGUCUCGUCACCCCACCACCACCACAGCCUUCCCUCAUUCUCUCAGUCUCAUUUUUCACUCUUAGACAAGCAAUCAUCUAGUUCAAAGAUUGGAGUGGAUUCUGGAUUGAAUUGAGAAAACCAUAGAGUACAAACUACAACAUUCUACGGGCCUACGAACAUAUUUGCUUGUGAGAAGUAGGCACCGAUCGUUCGUUGUGUAUAGUGAGAAAGAAAGAGGAAAGUAAUAAAGGAAUGGAGAUAAAUUUGGGGCACUUGGCGUUUGACAUUGAUUUUCAUCCAUCGCAGCAGUUGGUCACUACUGGUCUUAUCAACGGCGAUCUUCACUUGUACCGAUAUGCAUCUGAUUCCAUUCCUCAAAGGGUGUUGGAAGUUCAUGCACACAGUGAAUCUUGCAGAGCUGUUCGAUUCAUCAACAAUGGGCAAGCCAUUUUGACGGGAUCUCCUGACUGCUCAAUUCUUGCUACGGAUGUGGAAACUGGUGCUUCUAUUGCUCGACUCGACGAGGCUCAUGGGUCUCUAUUUCUCACUUUGCUCUGUCUGCAGGUCAAUAAGCUUAUCAAUUUGACCGAGUCCACAGUGGCCUCUGGAGAUGACGAAGGCUGUAUUAAGGUGUGGGACACCAGGCAACAAUCUUGCUGCAAUACUUUUAAAGCUCAUGAAGAGUACAUUUCCGAUAUGACUUUUGCAGCUGAUUCCAUGAAACUCCUAGGAACUAGUGGAGAUGGGACUCUUUCUGUUUGCAAUCUUCGAAGAAAUAAAGUUCAAGCUCAAUCUGAAUUUUCAGAAGAGGAGCUACUGUCUGUGGUUAUCAUGAAGAAUGGUCGGAAAGUUGUUUGCAGCUCACACAUUGGGAAUCUAUUAUUGUAUUCAUGGGGCUGUUUCAAGGAUUGCAGCGAUCGAUUUGUUGAUCUUUCUCCGAAUUCUGUGGAUGUUUUGGUGAAGCUUGAUGAAGAUAGGUUGAUCACUGGAUCAGAAACUGGACUUAUCAGCCUAGUAGGUAUAUUACCCAACAGAGUCAUCCAACCUAUUGCAGAACACUCAGACUAUCCGGUUGAGGGUCUCGCUUUUUCCUAUGAUAAAAAGUUUCUGGGCAGUAUAGCACAUGAUCAGAUGUUGAAGCUAUGGGAUAUGAAUGAAUUAUUGCAAGGUUCUACAAAUACAUCAAGGCCUCAAGCAGCUGCGGAGGACAGCGAUAGUGACGAUAUGGAUAUGGAUAUGAAUCCUCCGAAGUCUAACAAAGGUACAAAGAAGAAAAAUGCAAGCAAAGAUCGUGUUUCGGGAAGUUCAAAUGAUUUUUUUGCUGAUUUACAGAUGGAGGGUUGAGUAUGGUUUUUCAACUUUGGUACGACAUUUUUCAUGGACAAACAAAAUACCUAUAGUUUCAUGGUUCCCUUCAGAGUUGCUAGACCUGUUGAUCAAUGAUUCCCAACACAUGCUUUAGGGGAUUGUAAGAUAUUCAGUUUUGGUUUUGGUUUACUUUAUCAUGUGUGGAUGUCGAAACAAUCUGAUGAAUCUGGAGUUGUAAAAAUAUCUGCUGGUAAAGAUUUCUCCGCCGAGUAUUGCCGUCA